AUCACACGGAUCGAGGUCCGUAACCACUUUUGUUCAAGGCAGUUUCGCUUAGUUACGCAAUUGUGUUUGCAACGUUGUGUUGUGUUUGUGGUCUGUGUUUGUCACUCGCUUGUCGGCAUUACGUCUUCGCCAAAUGGCGUUUGUGAAUGCCGACGGAUCUCGCAUGGUGGCGCUGGUUGUUGGCAGCGGGUUCAGAGGUUGCCACCUCGGCAUGUUCGAAAGGAUGUGCGAGUUGGGCAUGAGCACUGUCGUCGUUGCCGAUGAGGGCUCUUGGGCUCAUGAGAUGGAGGUCACCGGUGUGGUGCACAGGGUGGUCGUCGUUCCAGGCCUCGAACAACGUCCGCAGGAAGCGGAGCUCGCCGAUGUAGUCGUGGACGCUUUGCGGGCCGCAUCGAUUGACAACGUCACAGGUGCCUACAACUUGAUCAACUGGUACUUGCCUUUGACCGCUUUGGUCGCAGAGAGGCUCGGCGUGGUGACGAACAGCUACGAUGCAGUGCGCAGAUGCGCGUUCAAAAACGAAACCCGCAAGUGCCUCGUCGCCAGUGGGCUGGAGUCGUGGCAAUCGUUCCCUUGCUCAACGAAGCAGGACAUUGAGCAGGCUGCGGGUCAGAUUGUGUUCCCUGCGAUCUUUAAGCCAGCCAGGGGUACAGCCUCGAUUGGUGUCGUCAAAGUCUUUUCCGCAGAGGAGGCAGUGAAGGUAUUUUUGGAACAGCGCGCUGCGCGCACAUACAUCCAGGACGAGGUUUUCCUCUUGGAGGAGUAUAUUGACGGGCCAGAGUUCGGCGUGGAAAUCGUGAUGCAGCAGGGCCGCGACUUAUUUUGCUCCGUCAUGGACGCCGACAAGCAGAGCCACGGCCAGUUCUUCCAGGGCACGGGCCGCAGCUUCCCUACUGUCCACGGGCAUGUUGUCGAGGCUCUCGUUGCCUCACAUUGCGUUGCUUCCGUACAUGCGCUUGGCUUGACGACGGGAGUUUUCGAUCUCGACGUACGGUACUCCCCACGUUGUGGCGUGCGAAUCUUGGAGGUCAAUGCGCGCAUGGGCGGCGGCUCUGUCCAGAGGAUGCACAAGCACGUUUACGGAAUGGAUUUGGUUGAGCUUCAUUUGCAGACGUGCAUGGGCAUCUCCGUGGGACAUUUAGCCGACAGGCGUCCCUUGGAGCCGUCGGUGUGUUACGAGGCUGGCUGGGUGGAAUCCCCGUAUUCUGGCGUUGUCUCUGGCAUUGGCAUCGAUGCCUUCACGGAGAGACUGCGAUCCAUGUUCAGGGAGAAUCCACACGUGUUGGAGUUCGUCCCCUUCUGUGCCGACGGUGAUGCCAUCAACGGCUACAACGUGUCAGGCUUGCCCGAUUCGCUGGUCUUGGUGUUCACAAAGGGUGCCGAGAAGAGCCUCGCCCAGCAGCACCUCGCCGGGGCGCUUCGUGCCGCGGAGGAGCGCAUCGCGGACCUCGUCGAGCCGGACGCCUCGCCGGCCCCCCGGAAGAAGAAGGCCAGCGCCGAGGCUGUGGUCGUGGCGGCAGUCGGCACGGCCAUGAUUUGCACGGCCGCUGUCUUGACGCACCGGAUGUUCUGGUCGAGCAGGUGAGGUCUCCGAAGCGGUGCAAUGCCCAGGCCGAUCGCACGUCGAUCCAGCCGCUUGAGCCUCCCGACGCUCCUGUGGAGCUUCUGCCCUCGAAUGUGCCCUCGUCCGCUGUGUACAGCUUGGCGGUCGUCCAGUAGUCUUGAGCAGGCGGCCUGUUUUCAUUGAUAGCCAAGUCAGUCUUCGACAGGGCUUGGUGUGACUCGUGCUCGCGCACAGAGCUCUCUUGCUCCAUCGGCCGUGGUGGCCAGCCGAGGGCUUGAUGUACACCAUCGCUCCCUAAUUCGCUGCGCGCCAGCCCAAAGCCUUUUGGGAGUGCGGGCCGCCUGGCGCUCCGCAGGGGAACGCCAGGACGGCCUGCGGACCUGCGCCUCAGCAGGCCUGGCCCCAAGUGCACGGCCCCGAAGGCAGACGCCCUUGGACUUUUUCGGUCUGCCGGAGAGAGCGGCCACAAGAGACAGCCAGAAACCGCACGGCCGCGAGGCCAGUCUUGCACAGGACACGGAAAAAGUCGCGCGGACCGAGGCCGGCUGCUUCUCGACGCGAGCUCUCGCUGGACACGUCCUUCCGGCCUUUUGUGACCUUGCCCCUCUCGGUGGUCCGGUUGGGCCUGCCACGCCAUAGAGGG
This is a messenger RNA of Prorocentrum cordatum, 2207 nucleotides long. The record is from the annotation of a GenBank genome assembly. NCBI's taxonomy places the organism in Eukaryota, Dinophyceae, Prorocentrales, Prorocentraceae.